UGCACACGUCUUCAUUUACGUGCAGCAGGGAGCCCUGUGUGAUGUGGAGACCCGAGUUAGCUGGGAUUUGUCUAAUAGCACGGAGCAGUGGGCAGAGCAUGGGAUUCAGGGACAGAUAGACAGACACGGUCUCAAACUAGAUGGCCCUGCUCCAGGGCCAUGCUUGACCAUAGUCAGGGCUCAGGAAGGGGAAUAACUAUUAGCAUUAUCGACCCCGUCUCGGCCACCUAAGGGGGCUAUCCUCACGUGUCCAGUGGGUGCAGGGGUGCAGCUAUGUGGGAGCCUCACGUCUGUCCCUCUCUCCUACCUCAGAAGAAAAGCAAGGUACACUACCACGUCGCUGUCAUCAUCAACUACCUGGGCCACUGCGUCUCUCUGGUGGCCCUCCUGGUGGCCUUUGUCCUCUUUCUGCGGCUCAGGAGCAUCCGGUGCCUGCGAAACAUCAUCCAUUGGAACCUCGUCUCGGCCUUCAUCCUGCGCAAUGCCACGUGGUUUGUGGUCCAGCUCACCAUGAGCCCCGAAGUCCACCAGAGCAAUGUGGGCUGGUGCAGGUUGGUGACAGCCGCCUACAACUACUUCCACGUGACCAACUUCUUCUGGAUGUUCGGGGAGGGCUGCUACCUGCACACGGCCAUCGUGCUCACCUACUCCACCGACCGGCUGCGCAAGUGGAUGUUCAUCUGCAUCGGCUGGGGUGUGCCUUUCCCCAUCAUCGUGGCCUGGGCCAUUGGGAAGCUGUACUACGACAAUGAGAAGUGCUGGUUUGGCAAAAGGCCUGGGGUGUACACUGACUACAUCUACCAAGGCCCCAUGAUCUUGGUCCUGCUGAUCAAUUUUAUCUUCCUUUUCAACAUCGUCCGCAUUCUCAUGACCAAACUCCGGGCGUCCACCACAUCUGAGACCAUUCAGUACAGGAAGGCUGUGAAGGCCACUCUGGUGCUGCUUCCCCUCCUGGGCAUCACGUACAUGCUGUUCUUUGUGAACCCCGGGGAGGACGAGGUCUCCCGGGUCGUCUUCAUCUACUUCAACUCCUUCCUGGAAUCCUUCCAGGGGUUCUUCGUGUCUGUAUUCUACUGUUUCCUCAACAGUGAGGUCCGCUCUGCCGUCCGGAAGAGGUGGCACCGAUGGCAGGACAAGCACUCGAUCCGCGCCCGCGUGGCCCGUGCCAUGUCCAUCCCCACCUCCCCGACCCGUGUCAGCUUCCACAGUAUCAAGCCGUCCACGGCUGUCUGAGCUCGAGGGCCGGGGAGGGGAAGACGGUCUCCAGGCUCAGCCAGCCGCCCUGUCUGUGGAGGGAAUCAGCGCCUCCCCACACCCUGCGCCCCCAGAAGCAUCUGGCACAGACAUCCUGGGGAGGGGUCCCCCUUGGCUGAACCCCCAGCUGAGCGGGAGUUCAGCCUAUGAGAGCAGACCCAGUCUGGGCCAGGGGAUGACGGGAAAUAGCCUAUAAAGACUGGGCCGGGCCCACGGCCUCUGGCUCCCCCUUGCCCCAGGCCCCCCUGGAGGCGACAUCAGAAUGGAGUAGAAAUGGCCAGGUGGAAAUCCAAAGCAGCACACGGGUCCCUCCAAAAGGUGUCUUCUCCCACGGCACAAGAUGUCAGCCCACUGGAGACCUGGGGCCUGUCCUCGCUGCCAGGGACAUCAUGGGAAACUCUUGUGACAGCAUCCCAACCACCAUCAUGGCGCCUCCGGGUGUUGGCAAUGCCUUCCAAUACCGAUGGGAACCAAGGCAGAAGCCCUGGCAAUGUCAUUAUAGAUCAGGUGACAUCAUCAGGCAAUCGGCCGCGCCACUAGGAUCCUCCCCAGCCACCGAAACUUCAUCUGGCCCUGUGGCACUUCCAGCAGAAACGCCCUGCCUUGCUGCCUUGCACCGUUGGAACUUUACUGCCCCACAGGCCACUCAGGCUCCCCCUCCUUGGCCACACAUAAUAUUUGCACCCUGAUUUCUGCACCUCCUGUCCCUGGUGUCUCCCCCUCUGUGGAAAGACGGGGGUGGGAGGGUGACCUCGUGGCUGGUGAGCAAGAGCCAGGGUGUGCCCCGGCCAAAGCCAGUCUCCUCGUCAGGGGACAGAGGCUACUCAGGGCCCCCCUGCCGCUGGCUUCAGUGGUCUGGCCCCAGGGACAGCCUCUCUGCUGGUCACAGGGAGUUUGUGGCCCCCGGAUGUCCUCUGGGGCAUCGUGAUUAGCUAAGCAAAGAUAGAAGGGGCAGGGCACUUGGCCUCUCUCUGCCUGAGCGUCCUGGAGCAGGACAAGUGACUCUAGGGGCAACCAGCCAGUCCCCACUGGACCCUCCCGUGUCUAGAGGUACUGGGCCACUAGAGCAGGGCUUUGGGAGAUAAGGGUGUCAGCUGUGAGGGCAUGGCUGCUGUAAAUAAUAAUAUUUAUCUUUU
Messenger RNA from Panthera uncia (snow leopard), 2390 nucleotides. It is a transcript of the gene CRHR1, whose product is annotated as corticotropin releasing hormone receptor 1. NCBI's taxonomy places the organism in Eukaryota, Metazoa, Chordata, Mammalia, Carnivora, Felidae. Gene Ontology annotation, biological process: adenylate cyclase-activating G protein-coupled receptor signaling pathway; cell surface receptor signaling pathway. The transcript has 9 exons. Gene Ontology annotation, cellular component: neuron projection; plasma membrane. Bases 274 to 1233 code for a protein of 319 amino acids. Gene Ontology annotation, molecular function: corticotropin-releasing hormone binding; corticotrophin-releasing factor receptor activity; corticotropin-releasing hormone receptor activity. The record is from RefSeq and is a predicted model, not a curated record.